Salarias fasciatus (jewelled blenny) is the source of this 1981-nucleotide messenger RNA. Its product is annotated as gamma-glutamyl hydrolase. The record is from RefSeq and is a predicted model, not a curated record. Gene Ontology annotation, molecular function: gamma-glutamyl-peptidase activity. Gene Ontology annotation, biological process: tetrahydrofolylpolyglutamate metabolic process. NCBI's taxonomy places the organism in Eukaryota, Metazoa, Chordata, Actinopteri, Blenniiformes, Blenniidae. The transcript is spliced from 9 exons. The coding region runs from base 177 to 1145 and encodes 322 amino acids. Gene Ontology annotation, cellular component: vacuole.
GGUCCGUCCUGCAGCAGCAGCAUCUCUGCGUCCUGCAGCAGCCGGUGCCGGUGCGGGUCUACCUGCCCUGCUGCCCCCCUCCUGCCCCCCUGCUGCCCCCCUGCUGCCCCCUCCUGCCCCCCUGCUCUCACCGGCAGUGUUUCUGGGUGUAGUUUGGGGACCGUGCGCGGUGCUGGAUGUGUCGGCGGGUCCUCGCCCUGCUCUCGGUGCUCGCCGCGCUCCGGUGCGCACCGGCGGCGUCCGGAGACGGAGCCGGAGCCGGAGACGCCCCGCAGCUGAACCCCAGACCGGUCAUCGGGGUGUUGGCUCAGGAAAACCUCCCAGGCGACCGGUUCGCACGUGGCUCCUCCUACAUCGCGGCCUGCUAUGUGAAAUAUGUGGAGGGGGCCGGGGCCCGGGUCGUCCCCAUCAGAAUCAAUCGAACUGAAGAAGAGUAUUCAAAGAUCUUCUCCUCCAUAAAUGGGUUGCUGUUGCCGGGCGGAGACGUGGAUCUUCAAAAGUCGUUGUUCAGUCGAGCUGCCAAGACCUUUUACGAGCUGGCCAUGAAGGCCAACGACGCCGGAGACUACUUCCCCAUCUGGGGGACGUGCCAGGGCUUCCAGCAGCUGUCCGUCCUCACGUCCAACAGACACCUGCUCACUCUGACCGACACCAGGGCCGUGGCGCUGCCGCUCAAGUUCACCGCAGAGGCUCAGUCCAGCCGGAUGUUCAGCAGUUUUCCCAGAGACGUGAUGCAGUCUCUGGCCCAAGAAAACAUCACGUCCAACUUCCACAAGUGGAGCCUGUCGAUGCAGAACUACAGCCGGAACGCGAAGCUGAGGAGGUUCUACAGAGUCCUGUCCACCAACAGUGACGGCAAGAAGGAGUUCAUCUCCACCAUGGAAGCCGUCCGGUACCCGUUCUACGCCGUGCAGUGGCAUCCGGAGAAAAGCCCCUUCGAGUGGAUCCAGAAGCCCGGCAUGGUCCACUCCGCCGCCGCCGUGCGGGCGUCCUUCUACACCGCCAGCUUCUUCGUCUCUGAAGCCAGGAAGAGCCAGCACCGCUUCUCCAGCCCGGAGGAGGAGGACGCCGCGCUCAUCUACAACUUCCCGCCCGUCUACCGGGGCCGAGACGCCAUCUUCCUGCAGAACUACUACUUUGACUGACGCUCCGGAGCCGCCGGGCCUCGCCCAGUCGCCUCGGCCCUGAUGGAGGCGUCACCCGGGGGGGGGUGGCCUCCGACCAACAUCCAGCGCCAUGAAAUACCGUGAUCAACAGCCAGAGGACGCCAAAAGACAGAAACACCAGCCGCGGAGCAGCCAGAGGAAGCAUCCUCACCUCCAGUCAAACACAUGAAUGUAUUUAGAGGCCAGAACUGCAGACGACGGCACUGUUCCAGAUUUACUGUCGUAGAAUGAAACUGUUUUUGGUUUAGAUUAGUGUCAGUCUGUCGCCUUUCUCUCCCUGCUGCUUGUCGUUUUCUCUGAUUAUGACUUCCGAAUAAGAAAAACAGCCCCAAAAAUACCGAUUAGUAAUAAUGGAAGUUAUAUGAAGGAGUGUAUUUAUGCUGUCUUGAUGUCUGCUUCUACUGACUGAAAGUGAUUCACUUUUCUCUCACUCAUUUGUGCUUUUUCAGUGAUUUUUAUCAUCAUUACUGUUUGUGGGGGAUUCUGGACCCUCUCAUGUGGAAUUGAUGUGGCCAAAGAGUGACAAGAAUCCAUCUUGAACCUAUUUGUAGUUUGAUCUCUUCUCUUUUAUUGUUGUGACUUAAUCAGACUUCUUUACAUCUCUUGUGCCAAAAGAAGAGCAAAAUGACCUGCUGCUUCGUUUUUCUACGCAUUUGUUUAAACACGGGCUGCUUACUGAUCCUUUUGUUCGUUCUUUUAACAUGUUUCACUGCUGCUGAUGAGAAAAGUCAAUCAAUGAUCUUUAAAGUUCAUCUGCAUCUGACUGGAUUUCUGUCAAUCUGCACAUUUAAAAGUUUUUUUUUUUCCCAACUGGA